UUGUGGAGCAGCUCGGCGGCGUUCAGGGCUGUUGUGGAAACCUCAGCGAGGUUUCGUGUUGAAGCGGCUGCGGCGUGACAUUGCAGAGCCUCUUUCUGCCCCCCCCCCCCCCCCUCCAUGUGUGUGGAUGAGAGGAUGGGUAGACGGAGGAGGACGGACCCCUGAGCCACAGUGAGAGAGCGUGCACACACACACGUCAGCUCGGGGAGGGUUUGCCUGUUUAAGAUGCAGCGAAUGUGACAGCAGCAGAGCCGAGAGUCCAGACUACAGCGGCGCGUGGACGGGAAAGGUGAGCGUGGUGGUUGGAGGGGGGGGGACCACAAAAAUGCCAGCGGAACCAGCUCACCCGCAGACGUGACGCCGACACACGGAGGGGAGAAAGGGGGACACGCGGAGACGCUCAGCUGGUUUCCAAAAUACGCGCAGGGGAGGGGGGUCAGAGAGGACUGAGGUGCGGGAAGCGUCGCCCUUGUCUGGGGGGGAAAGAUGACAGUGGUGCCCGGAGAGAACCUGGAUGAGACUGUGGCACUGGCCGCGCUGUCAGCCCAGGAUGUGUACGACCCGGAGAGAGUCGAGAACCAGGAGUGCUGCGAGCGGGUCGUCAUCAACAUCUCCGGGCUGCGCUUCGAGACGCAGCUGAAGACGCUCGCCCAGUUUCCCGCCACCCUGCUGGGGGACCCGCGCAAGAGGAUGCGCUUCUUCGACCCGCUGAGGAACGAGUACUUCUUCGACAGGAACAGACCCAGCUUCGAUGCCAUCCUCUACUACUACCAGUCCGGGGGGCGGCUCCGGAGACCCGUCAACGUGCCCGUGGACAUUUUCAUGGAGGAGAUUAAAUUCUACGAACUGGGGGAGGAGGUGAUAGAGAAUUUUAAGGAGGAUGAGGGGUUCAUUAAGGAGGAAGAGCGCCCGCUGCCUGACAACGAGUUCCAGCGGCAGGUCUGGCUCCUGUUCGAGUACCCGGAGAGUUCUGGACCCGCCAGGGGGAUCGCGAUAGUGUCCGUGCUCGUCAUCCUCAUCUCCAUUGUGAUCUUCUGCCUGGAGACUCUACCGGAGUUCCGGGAGGAGGCCCGGACGUUUGACGAGCAGCUCGGGGUGAACGGAACCGCGCGCGCCAAGAAGCCCAACCCGUUCACGGACCCGUUCUUCAUCGUGGAGACCCUCUGCAUCAUCUGGUUCUCCUUCGAGCUGCUGGUCCGGUUCCUCGCCUGCCCGAGCAAACCCGCCUUCUUCAAGAACAUCAUGAACACCAUCGACAUCGUGGCCAUCAUGCCGUACUUCAUCACGCUGGGGCUCGAACUCGCGGAGCACCAGGGCAACGGGCAGCAGGCCAUGUCGCUGGCCAUCCUCAGGGUCAUCCGCCUGGUCCGGGUCUUCCGGAUCUUCAAGCUCUCCAGGCACUCCAAGGGGCUCCAGAUCCUCGGGAAGACCCUGCAGGCCAGCAUGAGGGAGCUGGGACUGCUCAUCUUCUUCCUCUUCAUCGGGGUCAUCCUCUUCUCCAGCGCGGUGUACUUCGCGGAGACCGACGACCCGGAGUCGGGCUUCAGCAGCAUCCCGGACGCGUUCUGGUGGGCGGUGGUCUCCAUGACGACGGUGGGCUACGGGGACAUGUGUCCGGUCACCAUCGGCGGGAAGAUCGUGGGCUCGCUGUGCGCCAUCGCCGGUGUGCUCACCAUCGCGCUCCCGGUGCCGGUCAUCGUCUCCAACUUCAACUACUUCUACCACCGCGAGACGGAGCACGAGGAGCAGUUCCAGUACACGCACGUGACCUGCGGGCAGCAGCAGUCGCAGUUCGGUGAGUUCAAGAAGAGCGACAGCAAACCGUCUCUGUCCAAGUCCGACUACCUGGACAGCGAGGACGCGGACUCCAUCAAAUACACCAACUGCAGCCCGCACAAAGCGUACAGCGGGAAACUCACCGACGUUUGAUUCCCAAAUUACGCAGCAGUGCGCGCGCUGAGGGAACCUUUCAGUGCCAUCCACACAAACAACCCCGCGCUCCGGUUUGAGCUCCUUAUUUCUGCCAUCACAGGGAUUCAUUAACAGCGGGAGGAUUAUAACAGAGUUCACUUUAAUCAAACUGUCUUCCAUUACGCGCGUCGGGGACUCAGAAUCGAUCCUGUAUCCGGUUGUAGCACUUUAAUGUUCUUAGUAAUUUAUUACCACAAUAAUGCAGGUUGAAAGUUUACAUUCUUUUUUUCUGUUCACCAGAAGCAGAGACACAACACAGGACCAAUGUAGUCUAAAUUUACAGAGUGAUGCAGGAGGCACAUGGUGACACACACACACACACACACACACACACACACACACACACACACACACACACACACACACACCUGUUAUUUCACCCUCAUGUAUUUUCCAUUCAGGCUGGUUGGAGCUCAGUGGUGGAUCAGAUCAUGUGCAGCAGGCUGGAAGAAUCAAUUAUCCUAAAAUUAAACGACAGUGAUUCCAACCUCUGUUCUGUAACCAGCCGCCUGUGAGACAACAAUCAGGGCUCAGAGAGUUCUGGGUUUCACCUGCAGCUGUAAAAUAAAAAAGGCUCCAGGAGGUUAAACCCUCAGCAGCCUGCCUGGAAAGAUAUUAUAAAAUCAGCUGCAGCUUUUUUUUUUCUCCCCCAAACCGAGAGCGCCACCGUGUGGAUGAACCGCAGCGCUGCGUCUCCUCGGCGGAUGCAGUUUCUAUAGCAACCUUCCAGACUUUUCUGCAUUGUCUGCCACAGGAAGGGAAGGAUGCUGCUGAAGCUGAAGAGACGAGGCAAUCGGCGAGGCCAGAAAACCACCAUGUUGUGGAAGCCUCCAUGUUGUUUGAAUGUGACACAUCGAUUCAACCUUUAACAGGACAAUUGAUCCAACGUGACGUAUUUACAGCCAGAUGUUUCACCUGCUGUCCACACACCUCCGAGAGGAUCCAACCUGAGCUGCAACCAACCUUUAUUCACAUUGUUUCAUAUUUUAGGAUUAAAAUGUGGUUGAAAUAGUUCCCAGAGCCCAAACUGAGGUUGUGAAAUUGUCUAUAUUUGUAGGCAGAAAACCACAAAAGAGAUUCGAUAUGAUUUGAUCUUUAUAAUAGAAAAAUAUAAUAUUUUGGAUGUUCUAGAGCUCGACUGACACUGACGUCUGAGGCUGAUUUAUAGUAGAGGGGAAAAAAGCCAAAAACAUCCCUCCUGAUAUUAUAUAUUAUGUCCUAAAACAGGAUAUUUUAGCAUUAACAAGCAAAACUGACAAUAACAACAAACCUGGAAUUAACUCAUAUUAUAUAAACAAAACACAAUGUGUUUAAAAAAGAUUAAUAUGUAAAAAAAUAUGUAAGAAUUUGGCCAAAAACAAAUUUUUUUCUGCCACUUUUUGUUGCAUAUCAGCCAAGUAUGGAAGCACAAAAAGACCAAAAUUGGAAAAUGGCAUUUAAAUUGAAUAAAAAACCAACAACAAUGAAAUAUUGAAAUUUUAAAACCAUUUCUAGUUGUUGUGUUUUUUAGGUUUCACAGAUUCAGAUAAGAAAUUUAAUCCAUGUGUUGAUGUAGAAUAUUUAAUAUGGUUGAAAGCUCCAACAGCUGCUAGAUGAGAUUCAGAACUCUUUUAAAUGGAAAAAGUCACAUGAUCCAAGAAAGAAAAGUUUAGGAGCGACCCUGAAACACUUUAAUUUAAAAUUUUAAAUAUGUAAUUCAAACCUCAUAAACUCAGAUUUGUUUUUUCAAAAUAAAAUAUUGUGGUUUUUAAAGUUACUUGUAUAAUUAAAAUAAUUUUGGCACUUUUUUUGCUUCCAUAUGAAAUGUUACUUCUGUGAUAUCAGCUCACAGUAUAAUAAUAAUAAUAAUAAUUAAAAAAAUAAGAAUGAUAAAAUGAAUCAGCCUGCUGAUGUAUCAGUCGAGUUCUGACGUUUUAACUUGAAAAACUACUUAAAAAUGCAACACAACAAACACAAGAAUGUCCCCGAUUAUUCUCAUUCAAUCAAUAUUUUAUAUUUCAAUAUUUCAAUAUUUCCUGAUAUUUGGAAACAAACUGAUCAGUCCUUGUCAGACGAAUAGAACGAACAGGUCUCCUGCUGUAUUUUAAGGUUUCCAUAAUUAGCAUUUAGCCAUUAUAGCACCUUACUCAUCUGGACUCCAGGGACGAAUCUUUCCACCAAACCUAAUGGAAAAAACGGGGAAUUUAACAGACUGAGGGAAUAAAAACGGUCCCAGCAGACGUUCUCGCAGUGAAGUUCACCGUGCUGUUGGUUGGAUUAUCAGCUGAUUGAUCGAUGGAUGGAGGCCUGAUGGAGUUUAACUGCUGAAUCAUCAACACAGACGGACGGAUGGACGGAUAAAUGGACGUAUGGACGACUCUUCAACUCAGACGACCAUUGGAUUAAUAACAGCGGAGGGCCGGUCGCACAGAGAGGGGAAGAACGAUGAGCGACUCCUCCACCUUCCUCGUCAAACCAAAAGAGUACGACAUCCCCGCUUCCCACGACCCUCCUCCUCCUCCUCCUCUUUCUUCUUCCUCCGACGAAGGUGAAAUAAAACACACUCUGGAUUAAAAACACUGACACUCAUAGGAAACUCGGAGCUAUGAGACGCCUUUCCAUUACAAGAGGACAUCCCGACUGAUUUUUUGCACAGAGCGAAGCUACAGUGGGACUCUGAGGUACGACAAACGUUACUUGAAUCAUCCGUAUAUUUACAACAUGUCUGCUGGCUAACGGAGUCCUCCAUAUAUUCAACGAAUAGAUGUUUUUUGGGGAGAUUGCUCCUCUAGCUGUAGAGAAAAAAAAAAAGAACUUGUAAGUCCUGUCUGUACGUUGCAUAUCAUAUUCAAACCAAAUCAUAUUAUUGCAUGCUUGGAAAAGUAGAGCAUGUAAACAGAAGAAGUUUGACUUUUGUGUUGACGGCUCAACCCAGCACCGCUAAUCUGUAAUAUGGGAACAACAACAACAACAGCUCAUCGAUAUCACGUUUAUUGAAAUAAUUCUGUUCGACCGGUGGAGUUAGUUGCUAAAUCUCUAUUUUUUAAAGUAUCAUACUGUAUAUGUUUUAUAUGGAGAGGAAUUGGUGAAUUAUUUUGUAGAUUUUUAACAUUUUUGCUAAUGUGUUUUAAUUUUUUCAUUUCUUUUUUAUUAUUAUUAUUAUUAUUAUUAUUAUUAUUAUUAUUAUUUUUGCCUUUGUAAAAACAAAAGCAGCUCCAGUAGGCAGCUCUGAUGAAAAUGUCUGCCUGCCAAAAACACUUUAAAAAAAGAAGAAGAUGAAACUGCCCAUAAUAAGAAGAAUGUUUGUGUGGAAAAGUAAAAACAAAAAGACAGUUGAAAUGCAUUUAACGCAGACAUUUGUACGGAAGCUCUUUUCCACUAAUGUGACAGGAAGAAAAACAACAUUCUGUAAUUAAUUAUAAUGAGAAACCUUCUCAGUGUUUUCGUUUAGUAUCACAGUUGAUAUUUUGAGAUACUAAAUUAAAUUAUUGAGAAAGUUUCCCAUUAUAAUGAUUUACAGAAUCCUUUUCCCCCCGUCACUUUGGCAGAAAUGGGCUUCCAUACAUUUUGUCAUCUGAUUUUCUUUUGAAUAAUUUUGAAUGUUUCUGAUUGUGUUUUUGGGUUUUGAUCAAAAUGCUGUAUAUCUGUUAUAUCAAUGACAUCUACCUCAGUGUCCGCUCAUUAACGACAGAAGCUUUAACACCUGAACGACGUUGGGAGUCCCUCGUUUAUCUGACAUCAGACCAGUUUUUAAACGCAAUUAAAUAAACCCAAACACUCUAUAAACUGCCAUUUAAUAACUUAGAAAAGUCUAAAAACUGUUUAAGAACCUAGAGGAAAUGUAAACCUACAAAACCAUAUUAACAACGGAUAAAAUAUACAGUAUAUGAAGCCAAUAUUGGCCUUUUUAAUAUCAGAUGUCAUCCAGCCUGAUUAUAGCAAACAGCUUAGAGACAUCACGAUUUUCUUUGCACAUUUUAAUUUAUUUGUGAAAUUGUUUGUGUGACUGUUUUUUUUUAAUUAAAUGUUGAUUUAAGGGCAAUAACGUGCUGCAGAGGUUUUCUACCAUUGAAUAAAUGGAGCCUGUCUUAAAAACUGCUAAACCUAAAAACAAUAUAUUCGUUUGAGGUUUUAAUGGAAAAGGAAUUUUACGUCAGCCGAAGGUCUAAAAUGUUUUUUUUUCCACCGCGACAAAGAUUCAGUACCAGGAAGUACAUUUCAGCCACAACAUUGGUGACAUUUAUGGGAAAUCCGGCUUUGUUUUUCUCCCAGACUCAGAUAUCAGUUUAACCUCCAGUACAGCGACAGGUCCAGGAUGUGUUUAGCCUAGCUUAGCACAAAGACUGUAAGCGGGGGGAAACUCCUAGCCUAGCACUUCCAACCACCUCAAAGCUGCCUGGUUUGUAUCGUUUUUAGCGCUGGAGCUAUUUGGCGAUAAACGGCAAACUGGAAGCGGGGGAAACUGCUAACUCAAAUAGCCACAAAAGCUAGCAUGACCAGGUUAUGACGAACAGGUGUAAAGAUAAAAAUCUGAAAGCAAAAUAUUGUGUUUCAGAAGUAGUUAGCAUUGGAGCUACUUACUGACCAACAACUGCUGGCAUUUAAAAAAAAGCCCUCAGGGUUUGGGUAGCUAGUUGAAGCUUAUUAUUACUACAUGUUGUAGGUAUAAGAAUCAGUUUUACCUUUGAUAGAGCUAAGCUAACAGUUUCCCCCUGCUUCCAGUGUUUGUGCUAAGCUAAACACGUCCUGGACUUGUCACCGUAAUGGAAAUGAUUGAAUAUCCUUUUUCUCUUCUGACUCUGGGGAAGAUGACAAACAAAAAAUAUUUCCCAAAAUGCUGAACUUAUCAUCAUCAUCAUCAUCAUCAUCAUCGUCAUCAUCAUAACACAUUGCUACAAAACUUGCAUCCAUCAACGCUAGCAUCAACUGCAGUUUGGUCUUAUUGUAAUUCUGCUUUGCUUGGACAUAAAAAACAGCCUCGGGUGACUUCUGUUUGACGGCGGCAGUGAUGAGCUGUGACUAGACAUCAGUUAUGAUGAUUAAUGUAUUCUGCAUACUGUAUGUGCAACAAUAAGAAUACAGUAUUUCCCCUGCGAGUGCAGCAUCGUCCUCAUCGCCAAACUUUCACAUAUUUAACCAUCACUUGAUAUUCACGACAUGUAACAUUUUCAUGCUUCAUUAUCAGCUGCAGAGGUCAGUUCGGGCGGCAGAGGUCAGUUCGGGCUGCAGAGGUCAGUUCGGGCUGCAGAGUUCAGUUCUGGCUGCAGAGGUCAGUUCAGUCACCAAAUUGUUUAAUUUUCAUGCAAAAAUAAGAAAAAGCAAUAGAGUGAGUGAAUAUUGUGCUCUGGGAACUUUGGUGUGAAAGCAAAAUGCCUUUUGAUUUUUCCUUCUUUCUGUUUUUUAUUUCCAGUUUUUUUUGUCAUGUUUACUUUGACAACCUUCAAUUGUGAUCUAUUUUUGAUAAAAUAAAUCUUUAAUCAUUAUCAGCUUCAAUCUUCAUGUGUUUCAGACGACUGCACAUGCAGACGUGUCAUUUCUGUUCCGUGUUGGCACAUUCAAACAGUUCAUCAAACAUCUGUCACAUCUGUAUCACCGUCGUCCGUCCUGAGGCCCUUCGGUUGGUGGAGAGGACGAGGCCGAACUUUAAAGUCCAACUGAAAUUAGGACGUCAUUUAUGUCUGAUCUGUAAAUCACUGUGAUUAAUUUAUAAUUCACGGUUUCAUGAUGGCGCCCCCUACUGUUACAUCCAUCUACAUAGAGGGAGGCCAUCUUUUGUUACAGCCAAUCUGAUCUUACGUAAAGGUCAGUGUUGUGUCGGGGGCAGACAGACUCUAAACAACACAUGAAACGUUUCCUGCACUUUAACUUGUUCAAUCAAACGACACCAGGGAAAAGCGCACUGCUAAUGACAGUUAUCAGGCUCAGUUGCUAAUUAGCUUCUCAGCUAAUUAAGCACAUUAAGCAAAACAUAAACGUACCUGCUAAUGUCACUGAAGAAUUAGUUGCGGUUCUUACUCUUCACUAACACGCUGUCUGCUCAUGACAUUCAGUGCAACAACUCUCCGAUUUAAUAAUAAAAAAUCUAUUAUAACUAUUAUACUUUUACAUUAUAUGAACCAUAAACAUACAUUUAAAAACAUACGGUUAUUUCUGAUUACAGAGAGGGAUGAGUGGAUGUGAUUUCAGUUGGCCUUUAAAGUUCAGCCUCCAGAGGGAGAGCAGUGUGUCGUCAGUGGCUUUAAUAUAUAACAUACAACCAAAAGAGACUUCAUCACUCUCAUUUCAUCAGUGGGUAUUGACAUCAGACGCUUAUUGUAUACUGAAGAUACCAGUCAGUGUUGUUUCAAGGGAAAAUGGAAAAUACAUUUUAUUUUAGCCAAAUCUGCUUGUUUCUCUAUAGAGUUCAGUUACCUCUAAUAUAUAUGAUCUUUUUAGGGUUCCCCCAACCCGGUUAUUCCCCACUGAUUAUCUGAAUACAUAAUUCUGUAUCCACUAUAUCCAUCCAUAUUGCUCAUAUUUUGAUUUACAUAAGACAUUUGUAACCAUAGAAGCUUUUAAAUGCUAGAAAUAAUUAAAUCUUUGUUGUCUCCCAGUUUUGAAGCCAAACUACAGCCUUGAUAACUGUUCUUUAACAUGCAAACCAUUAACAGCGUUGACGUCUUCAGGGGUGAAGAGUUCGGAAGUCGUGAUGUGAAAAUACUUCGUAGGUUAAAUCGAAUAUUUAACUGCAGACAGAAAACCAGCAGAGGUCAGUUAGAAAACAUGCAGUAACCACAGUUAUUCAUCGAUAAGCAAUAAUGCAUGUAAAGUACAAUAUCAUCAGCAAAGGUGGGUUCUCUGGUUGUUUGUAUCCGUGCAUAAAAAGUUAACAGUGCCUUAAUCAUAACCUGAUUGAGUUAAUAACCCUGUCAAAUGCAUCUGAAGUACCACAGAAGAAGAAAGUGUGUGUGUGUUAGCACUGUAGGGACGCAAUCGACCGGUUGCACAUAGAAAUAAUGUAAAUUAAUGUAUUGAAUGUACAGUAAGUUGUCUUCCUGGUUGCUGUUAUGAGAGGAAACAAAUGUGAAGAAGUGAAAAGAAAAAUCUCCGCUAUGGAAGCUCAAAGUGGACAAGACUAUUCAUAUUUUUAGGCCUGUUAUCUUGUAAAGUCAGUCAUUGUCACAUCCUACGGAAGACCUGAAAAUCACUAAAAACCUUAUUGAGAGCCAGUGUUCAUUAAUUAAAUAUACAUUUUCAGGUGUUUGGGGAAUCUGUAAUGUCCAGAUAUAUAUGUUUGAGGUUCUUUUGCAUGAUUAUCUAAACAUUUUAAUUUUGGCACCAAAAAACAUGAUUUGGUUUCCUAAAAAAAACGCCAAAAUAAUGUUUUCUUGUAAAUUAAGUUGUGGUAUUAGGAUUAUAGCCCUAAAAAAAUAUUCGAAACCAUGUCCACUUUGUGCUUCCUUAGAUUCAUUUUCUGUUUUCGAAUAAUGACAUUCCUCAUAUGUCUCACUUUAGUUUUUCUUUGGCAGCUCAUGAAACUUUAUCACGUUUUCAUACAAUCUGUUGUUUUUAUUUUUACAUUUGUAUUAUUUUGGUCUGGAUGCUGAGUAAUGGCCAAACAUUAUUGUUAAUUUUAUCUAAAAUGAAGAGAAAGUGAAUUAAAAUGAAUGUGAACAUAACAUUUUGCCUGCAAUUAAACUGAGUUUAUAUAUUUAUUCUGUGUUUAAAAUGAGCUGACGAUAAAGUCAUAAAGUUUAGGGGAAAUAUUUUAAUAAUUAACCCCAAAAGAGAAGAAAAGAAAUAAUGAAAUGAUACAAAAUCUAACAUAAAUUUAAAGAAAUGGGACUUAAAUAACCUAAAUCAUAAUAUUUAGUUUUCAUACGACCAUAACUGUACCCUUUUUACAGUACUGCUAAAAAAUGAUGCAUUAUGUUUAAAAAAUGACGUAAAAAUUGAAGCAUUCUGACGUCUGAAUGACUUCUUGGGCUGAUGUGAAAGGCUGUUGUUUUAAUUAUUAAAUUAAAAAUGUGAUAAAUUCCCAUCAGAAAAUGUCAGAAAAUUAUUUAUUCUAAUUAAUAUUUAGUUUGAUUGACAAUAUAAAAUUCAUGUUAAAUCGAAAAUAAUACUUUCCUUUUUUAUAAUGCUGUUAAAAUUAAACAGAGAGAAACAAGACUGAGAGAAAAAUACUAAAAAACAACAAUCAUCGAUCCUUACCGGCAUGAGUGUAACACAAGCAGUGUGUCUCUAUGUGUUUGAGGUCGGUCCUGUAUUCAUUCACUGAACUGUGUGUUCGUCUCAUGGUGUUUUCCCGCUUCUGCUAACAGCUGAUUCAACAGUGACAAAAAUAACUGUCUGCAAAACCUCAACUUGUGUCUUCAGUGUGUAAAAUCUCAAAUAAUAUUUUAUUUUUGUUAACUUGAGUGUCUGUGUGUUUCACUGUAUGGCAGGUAUAAAGUUAAAUAACAUUAAAAAAAAAGAGAACAAGUCUUUCAUAAUGUAAUAUAUGUAUGGCUUGGGAUCGUACAUAAUGUAUAUGCACAACAGAGUCAUUCUGAAUACUAGUUGUGACUAAGUUUAAUGUGGCCUUUUCUUUCUCUUUAAUGUACUGCAAUGUUGUAAAUGAUUUGUAUAAUAUGAUAUAAUGUAUAUUAAAGUUAACAAGGCUUUAUGUUUCUACCACCUAUGUUUAAUAAAUAAAUGAACUGUGCUCAACUGUAUAA
Messenger RNA from Dicentrarchus labrax (European seabass), 10649 nucleotides. Its product is annotated as shaker-related potassium channel tsha2. Gene Ontology annotation, biological process: protein homooligomerization; potassium ion transmembrane transport. Gene Ontology annotation, cellular component: voltage-gated potassium channel complex; membrane. The record is from RefSeq and is a predicted model, not a curated record. The transcript is spliced from 3 exons. NCBI's taxonomy places the organism in Eukaryota, Metazoa, Chordata, Actinopteri, Moronidae. Gene Ontology annotation, molecular function: delayed rectifier potassium channel activity; protein binding. The coding region runs from base 487 to 1929 and encodes 480 amino acids.